GUUUAAAACAAAAAAAAGUGUCAACUGUCAAUGUCGAAUAGGUGACAGGCAACAGCAAGUCGAAGUGUGAAAGUAUAGUGGUAUAUUUUACUUCAAUAUUUAUUACAAUUUUCAAGUUAUUAAAGACUGACGCAUUGCUAUUAACAAUAAAAAAAAUGGCAGAUAGGCUAACACAAUUGCAGGAUACAAUCAAUCAGCAAGCUGAGUAUUUCUGCAACAGUAUAGGUAUUUUACAACAAUUCUCAAUACCUAGCAAGUUUCCCGGUUUCGAAAGAAGCGGCUCGCAGACUCCCCAACAACAGCAAAAUCAGGAAGACUAUGCCAUGUUGUUUGCAACAUUAAUUUCCCGAUGUGCCAAAGAUAUUGAUACUCUCAUAGAGUCAUUGCCCAGUGAGGAGAGUUCUACUGAACUUCAAGUCCAGAGUUUAAGACGUUUGGAGGCUGAAAAUAAAGAAGCGGCAGAACAAUUAGAAGAAGUGGUCCGGCAAGGUGAAAUACUGCUAGAGAAGAUACAAGGUGCCCUGAGUGACAUUGCUCAGAGUCAGCUUGAUAUGCAAAAUCCAGCUCUUAUUUUAAAUAAGGAUGUGAAACCUCUGUUAUAGGAAUUAAGAAAGCUUGGCACUUAUAGUUGGUAAAAAUUGCCAACUAUAUGUGCCAACUUAUUUAUAUAAUUUCAACAAAAGUUGGAAGCGUUGAUAGCCCAGCGGGCAGGACUUCAACCUUAUUUUCUUGGGCUGAGUUUGAAUCCCAGCAUGUACCUCUAACUUUUCUAAUUAAUGUGCGUUUUAUGGAAUUAAAAAUGUCACUUGCUUCAACAGUGUAGGAAAACACUGUGGGGAAGCCUGAGAGUAUAUAAGCAUAACAUUCUCAUAGGUGUGUGAAGUCCCCCAAUCCGCAAAAGGCUAGCAUAUUUGACUACAGCCUUAACCCCUUCUCAUCAAAAUUCAAAAUUCAAAAUUUAUUUAUUUCAAGUAGGCCUAAUAUAAGCACUUUUGAAACGUCAAGUCUGUCUGUUU
Pararge aegeria (speckled wood butterfly) is the source of this 1016-nucleotide messenger RNA. RefSeq names its product mediator of RNA polymerase II transcription subunit 21 (gene MED21). Bases 156 to 602 code for a protein of 148 amino acids. The transcript has 3 exons. The record is from RefSeq and is a predicted model, not a curated record. Lineage: Eukaryota; Metazoa; Arthropoda; Insecta; Lepidoptera; Nymphalidae. Gene Ontology annotation, molecular function: transcription coregulator activity. Gene Ontology annotation, biological process: regulation of transcription by RNA polymerase II. Gene Ontology annotation, cellular component: mediator complex.